GCCAGAUAGCAAACAUACUUGGCUGUAUUCCGUACGUUUACUCUGCUGAAGAAACAUCGCUUGGAGCCCGCAAAGAAGGUGAAUAAUCCAAAAUGGACAGUGGCCAUGUGAGAGCUAACCAAAGAAAUCCAAGAGAAAGAGCAAGCAUUCUCUCACUGAUAUUUCUCACAUAUACAUUCGAGUUGUUUAAGAAAUGUUUUUAUGAAGAUCUUACUAUUGAAGACCUAUGGGUCCCUCUACAAUAUCAUCGAUCUGACUUUAUGGGUGACUUAUUGGAAAGAAAAUGGGAAGAAGAAUUGUUGCGAUACAAACUGACUGGGAAACAGCCAAGUUUACUGCGAGCAAUUGUGAAAACUAUUUACAAGGAUCUUGUUUAUUCUGGUCUAAUAGUUCUAAUAAGUGACUCAUUAAUUAGAGUGUGCCAACCACUUCUUCUAGGAAGGAUGUUGAUAUUCUUCAGCAACAGCCAUGAUGUUUCGCAUACGGAAGCACUGAUUGUGGCAACGGCUAUUAUUAUAAUAUCAUUUUUACUUGUAUUCAUUGUAGUGCACUACAAUAUGCUCCUUAAAACCACAUUUCUAAAGACCCAGGUGGCCUUAAGUUCUCUCGUCUACAGAAAAGUCCUACAUAUCAGUAACUUCGCAGCCGGGAAUUCAGUUGCCGGCAACGUGCUGAAUCUGAUCUGCGCGGACCUGAAAGCGCUGAAUAACGUCGCCACGUUCAUCCACCACCUCUGGCUCUCGCCCGUCCUGCUGGCUGCGAUAACCUGCUUCGUCUGGCUGCGAGUCGCUUGGCCGGGCGUCGCUGGGCUGUGUGUGGUCUUCGCCCUGGCGUCGGCGCUAAUAAUUGCGGAGAAAUUCGCAUAUGCGUAUCGCAUCCAGAGCAACCAGAUAUCCGACAGACGGAUAAAACUUCUUCAGGAGAUCCUGUUAGGAGUGAGAUUGAUAAAAAUGUAUGCUUGGGAGAAACCGUUCAUUUCUCUGGUCGAUCAGGUUCGAAGAGCUGAAACCAAAGUAAUGAAGAAAAGUGGUUUUCUCAGAGGAGCAUUUUUGGUGUUCACUUUAAGUGCUAGCAGGAUCGCUUGCUUCACUGUCAUGGUCUGCAUGGUAUUUAACGAGCAGCCUUUGAACGCAGAAAAUGUUUUCACCGUUGUCUUCUUUAUAUAUUCAGCACUGCACUCGACUAUAUUUUUUGUUCGUGGAAUCCAAGAAUCUACAAAUGCACUCAUAUCACUACAGCGGCUGGAGAAAUUCCUUCUUCAAGAAGAACUGACGAACGCGGCAAAUCACUCACGAAAUGUUGUCUGUCAAGAAACAAGUGGAACGGCUGUAAGCAUGGAAAACGUCACAGCUAGAUGGGACAAGUGGAGUAAUGAGCUGACAUUGUCAAACAUAAACAUUCGCGUGAAGACUGGUUCUCUUGUGGCAAUAAUUGGAUCCACCGGCAGUGGAAAGAGUUCCCUGCUGCACUCGAUACUCGGGGAGCUCCCGCUGGUGUCCGGCGCCGUCGGCGUGGAAGGCGGGCUGUCGUACGCCGGCCAGGAGCCCUGGGUGUUCGGGGACACCGUGCGACAGAACAUCACCUUCGCGCGGCCGCACGACGAGCAGUUGUACGACAGAGUGGUGCGCGCUUGCGGCCUGCGAGCGGACUUGGAAGGUCUGCCGCGCGGGGACCGGACCCGGGUCGGCGAGAGAGGUUGCUCCCAAUCGGGAGGCCAGAAGGCGAGGAUCAACCUGGCGAGAGCGGCGUACAGUGACGCUGAAGUGUUUCUGCUGGACGACCCCUUAUCAGCUGUGGACCCGCAUGUGGCCAGACACCUCUUCCACGAGUGUAUACUGUCUCUCCUGGAAGGGAAAACCCGCUUGCUCGUGACACACCAGAUCCAGUACCUGGAGGACGCUGAUCACAUUAUAGUCAUGAGAAAUGGCAGUGUGGAAAUGCAAGGAUCGUACAUUGACCUGAUGAAGAGUGACAUUGACGUUACAAGAUAUCUGAAAUCACAGGAAAAUUUGCACGUGAAUCAUGACGACACUGAAUAUGACACCGCUGAUAAAUGUAAUGACUUAAACAAUACAAAAGCCGACGCAAUGUCAAUUCAAAAUUUUGCAGAAACUUCGUCGAAAGGAACGUUGAAAAAAUCAGUCUAUAUGGAAUAUUUACUGUCCGGAUCAAGCUACUUACGUUUGUUAAUAAUGGCUUUGUUAUUCCUGCUAUCGCAAGUAGUUGCAAAUAUUUCUGACUACUGGGUGUUGUACUGGACUAAUCAAGAGGAAAUGAGUCACUCAAAUAGAUACAUUUAUACGGUGCAUAAUGUAAAUACCAGUAAUUCAGAACAUGACCUAACGAUUCACAAUCCUGAAUCUUCAGCUGUUAGUGACGAAUGGACGAGUUCUUCAGUGUUUUGCGCUAUAGUUUACAGUGCCGUGAUCUUUGCUCUCAUUGUGCUCUCAGUAUACAGGAUAAUUUUGUUCUACACUAUAUGUGAAGCAUGUCACAAUAACAUACACAGUGAUGUCAUUAAGAGUAUCGUGAGAACGUAUGCAAAAUUCUUUGACAUCAAUCCUUCAGGAAGAAUACUGAACAGACUAUCCAGCGACGUCAGUGUCAUGGACGAAUCCGUUCCAAAGGCUACUAUGGACUCCGCGCAAUAUUUUCUUUUAGCCGUCGGCCCGCUUGUAUUGAUAUCCAUUGUGAACUGCUGGUUUCUAAUUGCAAUUAUUGUAUUGGCAGCAAUUUUAUUUAUUGUUUUGCGAAUAUUUUUGAGAGCUUCCAAGAGAAUUACGAGAAUUGAAGGAAUGUGCAGAAGUCCUAUUUUCGUCCAUUUGAACUCUACUCUCCAGGGACUAACAACCAUACGCGCCCUUCAGGCCGAAGACGUCAUUAGACAGGAGUUCAAUCAGCACCAGGACCUUAAUACUUCUGCUUCGUACAUGCUCAUAUCUGCAAACCAAACUUUCGUUUUAGCGGUCAAUUUGAUUUGUUUCGUCGUCUUUGCUAUUAUAAUCGUCACUUAUAACGUCACUGAAACAGGAAGCAAUGGCGGUGAAGUAGGUCUCGUAGCUACACAAACGUUUUGGAUCAUUUCAUGUCUCCACUACGCUGUUCUUCACUUUACGUCACUGCCCGAGUUCAUGGUUUGUGUCGAGAGAGUGAUGGAGUACAAAUACCUGGAAGAAGAGAAAAACCUGGAUACCACUAUGGACAACUUUGCUCCACCACUUUGGCCAAAGGCAGGUCGCAUCGAGUUCCAAAAUGUGACGUUCAAAUACACGAUCAAUGGCCCUAGCGUUCUGCAAGGAAUAAACAUUUUAAUAAAUCCUAAAGAAAAGGUUGGUAUUGUCGGCCGCACAGGAGCAGGGAAAUCGUCCUUGAUCCUGGCACUGUUCCGAUUCGCCGAGGUGGAAGGCUGUAUCGUGAUAGACGCCGUCGACACCAGCACCAUCAGCCUGCACGACCUCAGGAAGAAGACCUCAAUCAUACCUCAGGACCCUUUCCUCUUCUCCGGGAGCCUGAGGGAAAACCUGGACCGCUUCAACGAGUUCCGGGACGAAGAGCUGUUGCAGGCACUGGAAGACGUCGAAAUGAGGGAUGUUCUGACCAGCUCGGGCGGCCUGGGCAUGCUGGUGGCCGAGAGAGGAGACAACUUCAGCGUGGGACAGAAGCAGCUGCUCUGCCUGGCGAGGGCGAUACUGAGGAAGAACAAGAUACUAGUUCUUGACGAAGCCACGGCUAACGUAGAUCUCCAGACUGACGAGCUGAUCCAGAGGACUCUGCGCGAGCAGUUCGCGGACUGCACAGUGCUGACCGUCGCGCACAGGCUGCAGACCAUCAUGGACUCCGACAAGGUCGUCGUGAUGAGUCGCGGCAACAUGGUGGAAUUCGACCAUCCACACAUACUGCUGCAGAACGCUGGCGGUGUUUUCUACCAAAUGGUGCAGAAGACGGGGCAACGUACCAGCUUGGCUAGAAUAGCCUCAGAGAGCUACACCGCCCUUAAAGAAAGACGGAAAGAACAAUAGGAAGGUUUGCAGCAACACAUAUAUUUAUUUUUUGCUACAUUUUUUAAUCAUUCAACAAAGUCAUUCAAUGUAUAUGUAUAGAACCAUUCUAGUUUUGAACCAAUAUGUUUUGUAAUACUAUACUGUCUAUAAUACAACGUUAAAAUUUUUUGUAUGUAAUGCACAAACGUCCAAACAUACCUAAUGCUUUUUGAAAUAAAUAAAUGUAUUGAAAAUAAA
Bacillus rossius redtenbacheri is the source of this 4238-nucleotide messenger RNA. Its product is annotated as ATP-binding cassette sub-family C member 4-like. The transcript has 26 exons. Gene Ontology annotation, molecular function: ATP hydrolysis activity; ATP binding; ABC-type transporter activity. The record is from RefSeq and is a predicted model, not a curated record. Bases 93 to 4019 code for a protein of 1308 amino acids. Lineage: Eukaryota; Metazoa; Arthropoda; Insecta; Phasmatodea; Bacillidae. Gene Ontology annotation, biological process: transmembrane transport. Gene Ontology annotation, cellular component: membrane.